This is a messenger RNA of Chrysoperla carnea, 861 nucleotides long. RefSeq lists its product as uncharacterized. Gene Ontology annotation, biological process: DNA replication, removal of RNA primer. The record is from RefSeq and is a predicted model, not a curated record. Gene Ontology annotation, molecular function: nucleic acid binding; RNA-DNA hybrid ribonuclease activity. The transcript has a single exon. Bases 1 to 861 code for a protein of 286 amino acids. Lineage: Eukaryota; Metazoa; Arthropoda; Insecta; Neuroptera; Chrysopidae.
AUGUUUGAACUCAGGCAAAAUAAAUACCACAACUACAUAACCAUAUAUACUGAUGGUUCAUCAACAGCAACAUCGACCACCUGUGCCUACAUUUAUAAUGAAGCAGAGACUCACAAAUUCAAAUUGAAUUCACUGAACUUCACGGCCGAAGCACUGGCAAUUGAUCAAGCAUUAAAGUACGUACAGUUGAAUAAAGAAAAACUUCAUAAAAUUCUAAUAGCAUCUGACUCUUUGAGCACACUAAAAGCGAUUCAAAAUGAAAAUACGCAAAACUCACUUAUACAAACCAUACAACAGAAACUUUAUACCCUCACCGAAACUUAUCAUCUAACAAUCACACUGCUAUGGAUACCAAGCCACAUUAAUAUUCCAGGAAACGAACUAGCAGACAAAGCAGCCAAGGACGCUCACUGUAAUGGAACACCCCUCCAAACAACUAUAAGCCAAAAUGCCAUAAAUGCAAUAAAGCUACUCCUUAAAGAAAAACGCGAUCAACAAUGGUCUCGAAUUACACAAAACAAACUCCGCAACAUUAAAGAAAAUACAACCGAAUGGCAAACAAGUUAUCAAAACAAAAGACAACAUGAAAUAGCACUUACACGUUUAAGGACCGGACAUACAAAAAUUACACAUUCAUACAUUCUAAAUAAAACUCCUCAACCGAUAUGUGAACUAUGUCAAGAACCAAUAACAGUGAAUCAUAUACUAAUAAGAUGUAGAAAACUAGAACGUAUUCGAACAAAAACAAACUUCCCUGAUACGAUAGCUAUUGCACUCGGAGACGACCAGGACACCAUCAAUAUGGUGUCCUGGUCAUUAUUCUCGUUCCUCCAGCAAACAGGAUUACUGAAUCAAAUAUAA